AUGACAGGGCAGAACAGUGGGGCAUGUGACAAGCUGACCCUCUGCAGGCCCGAUGUGCCACAGAACCCAUCUGCUCAGCCUGCUGUCCUGCCCACUGUCCAUGCCACAGACCAUAACCCUGUUACACAUAGAGCCACUGCUAUGGUCACCCCUCCGCCUCCUCCACCCACAUCCCCAACCACCCGUUACACACAGAGCCACUGCUGUGGUCACCCCUCCGCCUCCUCCACCCACAUCCCCAACCACCCGUUACACACAGAGCCACUGCUAUGGUCACCCCUCCGCCUCCUCCUCCCACAUCCCCAACCACCCGUUACACACAGAGCCACUGCUAUGGUCACCCCUCCGCCUCCUCCACCCACAUCCCCAACCACCCGUUACACACAGAGCCACUGCUGUGGUCACCCCUCCGCCUCCUCCACCCACAUCCCCAACCACCCGUUACACACAGAGCCACUGCUAUGGUCACCCCUCCGCCUCCUCCUCCCACAUCCCCAACCACCCGUUACACACAGAGCCACUGCUAUGGUCACCCCUCCGCCUCCUCCACCCACAUCCCCAACCACCCGUUACACACAGAGCCACUGCUAUGGUCACCCCUCCGCCUCCUCCACCCACAUCCCCAACCACCCGUUACACACAGAGCCACUGCUAUGGUCACCCCUCCGCCUCCUCCUCCCACAUCCCCAACCACCCGUUACACACAGAGCCACUGCUAUGGUCACCCCUCCGCCUCCUCCACCCACAUCCCCAACCACCCGUUACACACAGAGCCACUGCUAUGGUCACCCCUCCGCCUCCUCCUCCCACAUCCCCAACCACCCGUUACACACAGAGCCACUGCUAUGGUCACCCCUCCGCCUCCUCCUCCCACAUCCCCAACCACCCGUUACACACAGAGCCACUGCUAUGGUCACCACUCCGCCUCCUCCACCCACAUCCCCAACCACCCGUUACACACAGAGCCACUGCUAUGGUCAGCCCUCUGCCUCCUCCACCCACAUCCCCAACCACCCGUUACACACAGAGCCACUGCUAUGGUCACCCCUCCGCCUCCUCCACCCACAUCCCCAACCACCCGUUACACACAGAGCCACUGCUAUGGUCACCCCUCCGCCUCCUCCACCCACAUCCCCAACCACCCGUUACACACAGAGCCACUGCUAUGGUCACCCCUCCGCCUCCUCCUCCCACAUCCCCAACCACCCGUUACACACAGAGCCACUGCUAUGGUCACCCCUCCGCCUCCUCCACCCACAUCCCCAACCACCCGUUACACACAGAGCCACUGCUAUGGUCACCCCUCCGCCUCCUCCUCCCACAUCCCCAACCACCCGUUACACACAGAGCCACUGCUAUGGUCACCCCUCUGCCUCCUCCACCCACAUCCCCAACCACCCGUUACACACAGAGCCACUGCUAUGGUCACCCCUCCGCCUCCUCCUCCCACAUCCCCAACCACCCAUUACACACAGAGCCACUGCUAUGGUCACCCCUCCGCCUCCUCCUCCCACAUCCCCAACCACCCGUUACACACAGAGCCACUGCUAUGGUCACCCCUCCGCCUCCUCCACCCACAUCCCCAACCACCCGUUACACACAGAGCCACUGCUAUGGUCACCCCUCCGCCUCCUCCACCCACAUCCCCAACCACCCGUUACACACAGAGCCACUGCUAUGGUCAGCCCUCCACCUCCUCCUCCCACAUCCCCAACCACCCGUUACACACAGAGCCACUGCUAUGGUCACCCCUCCGCCUCCUCCUCCCACAUCCCCAACCACCCGUUACACACAGAGCCACUGCUAUGGUCACCCCUCCGCCUCCUCCACCCACAUCCCCAACCACCCGUUACACACAGAGCCACUGCUAUGGUCAGCCCUCCGCCUCCUCCUCCCACAUCCCCAACCACCCGUUACACACAGAGCCACUGCUAUGGUCACCCCUCCGCCUCCUCCACCCACAUCCCCAACCACCCGUUACACACAGAGCCACUGCUAUGGUCACCCCUCCGCCUCCUCCUCCCACAUCCCCAACCACCCGUUACACACAGAGCCACUGCUAUGGUCACCCCUCCGCCUCCGCCUCCCACAUCCCCAACCACCCGUUACACACAGAGCCACUGCUAUGGUCACCCCUCCGCCUCCUCCUCCCACAUCCCCAACCACCCGUUACACACAGAGCCACUGCUAUGGUCACCCCUCCGCCUCCUCCACCCACAUCCCCAACCACCCGUUACACACAGAGCCACUGCUAUGGUCACCCCUCCGCCUCCUCCACCCACAUCCCCAACCACCCGUUACACACAGAGCCACUGCUAUGGUCAGCCCUCCACCUCCUCCACCCACAUCCCCAACCACCCGUUACACACAGAGCCACUGCUAUGUGGCAGCUCUCAUGGCCAGACAUGCAUCAUCCGCAAGGCCUAUGACGAGGACUACUACACCCACAUGAUGGAGGAGUGUUAUCAACUCUGGUCUCAGCUGGAGAAAGAGGCCAACGUCAAGCUGUACAGGUGA
Salvelinus namaycush (lake trout) is the source of this 2517-nucleotide messenger RNA. RefSeq names its product extensin-like. Bases 1 to 2517 code for a protein of 838 amino acids. The transcript is spliced from 2 exons. The record is from RefSeq and is a predicted model, not a curated record. Lineage: Eukaryota; Metazoa; Chordata; Actinopteri; Salmoniformes; Salmonidae.